Nematostella vectensis (starlet sea anemone) is the source of this 1013-nucleotide messenger RNA. RefSeq lists its product as uncharacterized. The record is from RefSeq and is a predicted model, not a curated record. Bases 531 to 1013 code for a protein of 160 amino acids. The transcript has a single exon. NCBI's taxonomy places the organism in Eukaryota, Metazoa, Cnidaria, Anthozoa, Actiniaria, Edwardsiidae.
AAAAGUUUGAAAAUAGGCACCAGGGCAUCACUGGGUGUUGAGUCAGAUCCCAAAAUAAUAUUUUGAUAAGUCAUGUUUGGAAGAGUGAUAUUGUUUUGUGUUAAAAGAGUCGAGGCGUUGUGAUACCCUCAAAUAUAUAUCCCGGGUCAUUCAUUCAGGUUGCGGCAGACAACAAUUAUUUGAACAAAGAGACAUUGGAUGGUCGAAAAACGACACACGCCACUACUAUUGUUCUUUUUCAAAGGAAGCAGUUCGGGCCACGCCCAGAACCAACGACUUUCUCAGUCAAUUCAAUGGAAUAAGUACAUCAACUGCAAGAAAAAUAAGACCAAUCUUGCAGCCUUUCUUGGCGAACAGCUUUGCGAAAAGGGAAAGCGGGAGCUGAAGGGUGAGGAUAAAAUCGUGAUCAUGACCCGACAGCUGCAGUGGCAGUAAGAGAGGGAGAGAUAGAAACGCUGCACCAGCUCUACAGCAACCACGAGGAAGCAGAUACAAGAAUCUUACUGCACGCUGCACACGCCUCACAGGAAAUGACAAGAGUCGUCAUCCAGUCCCCCGACACUGAUGCCACUAUUCUGGCAAUACACGUGUUUGAACGCAAAGGCUGCCGGGAGUUGUGGUUUAAGACGGGAUACAAGGACAGGGUCCGCUUUAUUCCUAUACACGAUGCAGCAAGAAAGCUCGGACCAAAGGUGUGCGCAGCCAUCCCAGGACUUCAUGCAUUGAACGGAUGUGACACGACGAGUGGGCUUGCAAAUAUCGGCAAGACGAAGCCUUGGGAUACACUCAUGGCAAAUACUUACUCCAAGGCGCACCUCGAGACACUUGGAAGUGUAAUACCUCUACAUGAAGACACAAUCAAGUCAGCAGAGUGUUUCGUCUGCUCUUUGUACACAACAUCUACGAAAGCAGGAAUGACGGCUGACAAAAUUCGGUACUGGAUGUUCUGCCAAAAACACCAAAGUAUAAGUGACCGCUUUCCCCCACCAGUGACAGCCUCAAGCUACACAUAA